Messenger RNA from Eimeria mitis, 450 nucleotides. RefSeq lists its product as uncharacterized. Bases 1 to 450 code for a protein of 149 amino acids. Lineage: Eukaryota; Apicomplexa; Conoidasida; Eucoccidiorida; Eimeriidae. The record is from RefSeq and is a predicted model, not a curated record. The transcript is spliced from 3 exons.
AUGCAUGUCCAGCAGCAAGUCCUCAACUUCUGCCUUCUUUCCCCCCCCAGCUAUUUGCAGCAAAUCCUGCAGCAGCAGCAGCAGCAGCAGCAGCAGCAGCAGCAGCAGCAGCAGCAGGAGCAACAGCAGCAGCAGAAGCAGCAGCAGGGAGGAGACAGCAGCAACAAGCAGAAACACCGAAAAUGCAGCAGCAGCAGCAGCAGGAGCAGAAACAGCAGCAAACAAACAGCGCAGCAGCAGAAGCAGCAGCAGGGAGGAGGCAGCAGGAACAAGCAGAAACACCGAAAAUGCAGCAGCAGCAGCAGCAGGAGCAGAAACAGCAGCAAACAAACAGCAGCAAAGAACACUGCAGCAGCAGCAGCAGCAGCAGCAGCAGCACAGCAACACCAACAACACAACCAGCAGCAGCAACAACGACAACAGCAGGAACAACAGCAACAGCAGCAAUAA